GUACACCAGUGUUGGCAGGAUCCGGGCCCUGGACGGAAUGGCUCUUGGAAGAAGUGUUUUGAGCUUAGCGGGGCUGGGGUCGCUGAUGGGCUCGCUUCGGUGCUAGCCCCCGCUAAAGAACGAUUCUGGUUUAACUUGCGCUGGGGUGGAGGGUUGUGUUUUUUAACAGGUUGCCUCCCACUGCGCAAACCUGGGAGCGCUGCUGGCGUAGCUGCUUCUCGCCCCGUCUCCUCCUUUCUCCAUCCCCCCACCCCCUUGCUCAGCAGGGCUGAGGCUUGGCGACCGGUCGCUUUUAAAAGCGCCUGCGCUCCCCGGCCGCCCUCCGGCUGCUGGCUGGCGGCUCGCAAUGGCCAUGGCCUCCCCUGCCAUCGGGCAAUGCCCCUACCCGCUGCUCCUGGACAAAGAGCAGCAGCUUUUCCUGCAGAGCCUCAGCGCCAACGAGAGGAAGAAGAUCCUCAAGCGCUCGGCGUCCGGUGACAUGAAGCCGUGGAGGCGCCAGACGCCGGCGCAGCAGCAGCCCGCCGGGGGGGCUGCAGCCGGAGCGAUGCCCCAGCAGCGGGGCACGGAGCAGGGCAGCGGGCAGGCUGGAGGCGCCUGGGGGCCCGAGGACGGGGAGCGCCCGCGGGGCGAAGCUGGGGGCAGGCGGCUCCUUGGCACCGCGGAGGACCCCAGCGCGGGGCGCCCGGCGCCCGCCCAGCAGGACGCGGCUCCCUCGGCCGUGCCGCAGUCCCGGGAGCCGUUCGCGGGCAGCAGCAGCGGAGCCGGGGCCCCGAGCCCGCCCGGGGAAGAGGUGGAGCUGGCCGGCUGCAGCCCCCAGGACCCGCCCGGCUCGGGCAAAGCGCCCCGCUCCGGGCUGCUCCGCCUGCGCCUGCGGCUGCGCUCCGGGGCGCCGCGCCAGCUGCCCGACGUGCGGACCAUCUUCGAGCAGCCCCGGGACCCCCGCGUGCGGGAGGAGAAGGGGGAGGGGCACCGCUUCGAAGCCUUCGCGCUCGGCCGGGGCUGGUGCGACCUGUGCGGGGAGGCGGUGCAGCAACGGGCCCUGCGCUGCACCAAUUGCAAAUAUACCUGCCAUCAAGAAUGCAGAAGCCUGAUUCAGCUGGACUGCAGCCAACAAGGACAGCCCCAGAACAAACCCUCGCCAGAAAAUACACUGACGCAAAACUGCAGCCAGAAUGUAACAAAAACAGCAGCAGAAGAAAAACCCAAAGCUCCCACUACCCAGGAGAUCGAACAGAUAAUCAAUAGUUACAAUGCCAAGGUUACAAAUUGCUUCGUGAUGAAGCUGAAUGAGGAUGGCACUUACACGGGCUUCAUUAAAGUGCACUUGAAACUGCGCCGGCCUGUGACGGUGCCAGCAGGGAUUCGGCCGCAGUCUAUCUAUGAUGCCCUCAAGGAGGUGAACCUGGCUGAUAUGACGGAAAAGAGAACUUCCUUCUACUUGCCGCUGGAUGCAGUCAAGCAGCUGCACAUCAGCAGCACGACCACAGUCAGCGAGGUGAUCCAGGGGCUGCUCAAGAAGUUCAUGGUGGUGGACAACCCUCAGAAGUUUGCACUUUUCAAGGAGAUGCAGAGAGAUGGGCAAGUUCUCUUCCAGAAGCUCUCUCUCACCGAAUACCCCUUGUAUCUCCGGCUGCUGGCUGGCCCUGACACAGAUGUUCUCAGUUUUGUGCUGAAGGAAAAUGAAACGGGGGAAGUUGAGUGGGAUGCAUUCUCUAUCCCAGAGCUACAAAAUUUCUUAAUGAUACUGGACAGAGAGGAAAAAGACAAAAUUCAGCAAGUACAAAAGAAGUACAGCAAGUUUAAACAAAGACUGGAGGAGACUUUGAAAGAAGCAGGAGGAAAACCUGGAUAACCAAACACAAAGCAUGUAUAGUACCAGACUAAACUAGAUAUUUUUUAAAAGAAGAGACUUCUCAGGACACCUCCGAUUUGUCUGACCCUUUCUCCCUGUUCCUCUGUCUGAGGAAUGAUGCACCCCACAAAGAGACAAGCAUUGCAUUUCUUUUCCCUCAGACAUUAUCGCUGGAUCACAGCCAGUCAGUAAAGAAUGGAAAGCCUCGAUUUAAAUCUGCAGGCCCUCGAUAAACCAAAUAGAGCUGCUGCGUAGCUUUCAGUUGUUGCAUUGAGUCACCAAGCAGGGAAACUUCACGGCAACAGCUGAAUGUUAAAUAGGAAUAUCUACUGGGUAAUUGUGUUGGGCAGGAUAGGACUGCAUUUCUUUCACCCUCCUCCUGCCACCUUGCCUGUUGGCUUUGUUUUAAGAUGCGGCGGCUGCCUUGUGUGUGGUUGUUGUGUUGUGUAGUUCCGUCAUUUCAUAAGUUAGGUGGCGCCACAGGAAGCAACGGGUUGGUUGCACCAGCUCAUGUGCAUGUUGCAGCUGUCGUUGGUGCCAAAACAGAUUGUUGCACAAUUCUAAGAUAUCUACUGAAACAUAAAAAGUCAGAUGCCAAGAAGGCUCCAAGUCCACCGUAGUCUUUCCGGUAGGUUUUACUGGGAUUUUAGAUUACCUUUUUUUAAAAAAUUCCCUAGAAUGAAGGUUAAGUUGGAUGAGAGUGAAAUUAGGAUUGUUUGGUCAGCCAGGCUCUGCCUGGGAGCAAAUGUUCCCUACUGCUGAGUGUGGCUAUUCUGUGUAUUGCCAGUUUCCUACUCAGGGGACCAAUGUUUUACAGAUUUACUCUUUUUACAUGCAAGAUGGUUGAGGUGGGAACAGGGAUGAUGGUUUAGUUUGUGCUCCAGUUUUGAAGGGUUCUAAUCUCCAGCCAUGCAGAGGAACAGCAACUGCCCAGCCUUCUGCAGCUUGUCUCCCAUUACCUUCUCACCUCCUGUCCUUGCACCCUCACCAACCACCCACAGAGCCUCCCCAUCCUCCCACUGUCUUCCUUCUGCACGUAGACAAGAGGCUGCUAGGUUCCCUAUAUAACUACCAGCCUGCCACGUGUGGUGCUUAGAGCUUGGAGAAUGCAACAAGAAUGUCCUUACUCACCAUUCUCUCUCAGAGCAACAGCUUAGCCUUUUACAGAUAGAUAUUGUUGCAGUUGGAGACAACACAGUUACUGCUAUUAAUCCAGUCCUAGCUCCUGGUUACACACACCUCCAUGUGGCUGGUGUAAGGUUCCCCAUGUUAAGGACUCCAACUUAAAAAUUAUACUUCUAUCUGGAAAGCUUUAAGGUGUUACUUUAAACAGGUUAUUUUUCCAGCGUUUCCUCUUAAUGCAUUGGAUUAUGCACUUUGCAUGUAGUCGGUUUCACUCUUUCCCUUAUCUGUAUAGAUCCUUCGCACAGCAACAAAGGGAUGUGUGAAAAGGAAGGAAACCCGAUGGUAAAGCCAUGAAAAGGGGUAGGUGCAGCUGGAACACCUGAAAUGACUUUAAACUGACUACCUGAGUUGAAAGCAUCCCUUGAAACUUGUUAUAUGGCGAAAUAAUUCCACUUCAGAGGUCCGGGUCCACUCGAUGCAAAGUGAUGACAGAAGGCAAUUUUAAGAGUCUCAGAUUUACCUCAGUGCCUUUUUUUAAGUGUAAAAUCUUUACUGUAAAGCUAAUGAGGAUCCUUGGUUGGGAAGGGCUUUUCUGCAAGGCCUCAGUCACUUUCCCUCUGCCUGUUCUCUGAAGUACUAUAAGUAUGAAGCUGAUUUUGUGGGGGGAGGAGGAAGGAAUUGUCAGUCCCCCCCCCCCCCCAAGGUGACUAUAUGCUUGUUUUUGUUUGUUUCCAGUUUUAAACAGGAGAAAGUGACUGCACCGCUUAGCAAGCCCGCCACCAUGUAGAGACGCCACUUUGUGUCACAGCUGGUAGCUUACGUUUUAGCUAGUAGCAUAGACAGGCUUGAUAAUAGGGCUGCAGGGCAGGGAAAGGCACCUAGCUGUACUGUAUUCCUUCCCCAGGUGACCUUUAACAACCAUGAGGUAGCAGCGCAGGCUUUGUGGGUGUUUGCCCACUUGUAAAAAUGGGGAGAAUACUUACUGACCUCACAGUGUACUUGUGAAGUCAGUAAGUAGCACUUAGUGCUUCAGCCCUUGAAAGCACUAUGUACAAAUAUUGACUGAGCAGAAAGAAGCACACUGUAAAAUGUCAUUGGUUCUGAGAAGCAAGAUCCAGCUUGUUUUUAAUUUCAUCUCAUCUUGCUGGCUAGAAGUUUUAUGGGUGUUUUUACUGAUUUUUUUUUCCAGUGACCAUCCCACACUCUGGACCCCUAGCAUGUCUUUAACGUUUUGUAGAAGGCAUGGCUUCUUAUGCAAUUAUGGUGAAUGCUGCUGAAAACCUCCUGCAAAGAGGGAGGGCUGUUUUUGUUGGCUAUGGGGCAUUUAAAGAGAAAAACCUUGAAAUUCUGAUGCAAAGCACAGUCAAGUGACCUGUGCCAAAGGCACAAGCUUUAGACAUUAGCAAAGGCCCCCUUCCUUCAGAUGCGCAAAAUACUGCUGGCAGUGCCUUUGGUUAGUAUUGUGUUGCCUAGUGUAUGUGUGAAAUUUUUUUGUCAGCUGUACAACCUGUAAAAACUAUGUAUAGAAUGGAAUAGUAAAGCUUCUGUGGCACAGUGAAAUGCAUUUUUGCAAUGCUGUAAUUUAUUUUUACUACUCCCUCUUAAUUCUGUGGUAUUUUUAAGUCACUCAGCUUUUAUGAAAGUUCUGCAACUUGGUUCAGAUGCAAACAGUGUAAGAGAGAGAGAAUAAAAGAGUCAAUGAUAAAGAG
Molecule: messenger RNA, 4686 nt
Organism: Mauremys mutica (yellowpond turtle)
Lineage: Eukaryota; Metazoa; Chordata; Testudines; Geoemydidae
Gene: RASSF5
Product: Ras association domain family member 5
Exons: 6
Coding region: 347-1852 (501 amino acids)
Biological process (GO): signal transduction
Cellular component (GO): nucleus
Source: RefSeq, a predicted model, not a curated record